AUGGUGGUCGUAACAGGGCUGGAAAUKCAGGGGUUGGUGCUGGGACUGUGGGCCUCUGAGAAAACAGGAACCCAGCCCUGGGAACUGGGGCUGGGUCUGGUGUUUGUUCCCUACUCCGCACCUCGUGGUCUGGUGCUGGGACCGGCCAAUGGGAUCUGGAUUGGUGCUGGGACUGGUUCUGGAUCUGCAGAAGGGAGGAAGAACAACUUGAGAAGCAAGCAGGCACAAAAGGAGCCCUWGAACCAGGGAAAGCUUGCUGCAGCGAUUCCAGCCUCAAGAAGAGCACUGUCAAACACAUUGGGUACUCACUCCCGAUGUGCAUCAUAUAUCCGUGCCACCCACAAAGAGUACGUGUUACGUAGUUUCAGCUCAUCCCAAAUGCCAGAAACUGAUGURUCUUACGAAACAUUAAAGAAACUACUCGCAACCCGAACAAGUGUAGUAAUAGUUGUCCGGGAGCCGUGGGAACUCCGAGAGUACGGACACAUCCCGGGGUCAAUCAACGUACCUCUGGGACAUGUGAACAUUGCCCUCCAGCUGAACCCUGAGGAGUUCAAGGAGAAGUAUGGUGGAGACAUGCCCCAGCCGACAGACCACAUUGUCUUUUCCUGCCUGGCUGGGAUCAGGAGCCAAAAAACCCUAGACCAAGCCGUCUCUCUAGGAUAUAAAGACGUACAACGCUAUGCAGGGGGGUGGCAAGAUUGGGCAAAAUGUGAACAGGAAAGCUGA
Molecule: messenger RNA, 729 nt
Organism: Salvelinus sp. IW2-2015
Lineage: Eukaryota; Metazoa; Chordata; Actinopteri; Salmoniformes; Salmonidae
Source: RefSeq, a predicted model, not a curated record